Acipenser ruthenus (sterlet) is the source of this 3856-nucleotide messenger RNA. Its product is annotated as interferon-inducible double-stranded RNA-dependent protein kinase activator A homolog A. The record is from RefSeq and is a predicted model, not a curated record. Bases 340 to 1257 code for a protein of 305 amino acids. The transcript is spliced from 8 exons. NCBI's taxonomy places the organism in Eukaryota, Metazoa, Chordata, Actinopteri, Acipenseriformes, Acipenseridae.
UGGUGUAUGACCAAAAAAAACUUUAAAAGCCUUUCUGUUUAUUGUGAUAAAAUAUCCCUCUCGACAAAAUCGAACCGAAUGUAACUUGCAGACUAUUGUAGCUUGUUCUUUACCACCAUCCACGCUGCAAACCACUCGAAAAUAUACCAUGGUUGUUCCCAACCUCAGUUCAGCCCGUGCCCCUCAUUUGUUAACCCGGAAAGAGUCUUGUUAACCCGGACAUAAUCCUCCAGAAACGCCCGGGGAGAAGAGAGGUAGUCAGCCGGCCCACCAACAAACCCAAGUCAAGCCAGAGAGCCUUUUCAGCGCGGCUUCAAUCCUUCAAAACAACCUACAGAUAUGUCCCAAGAGAGGUUUCCAGCCGCGUCCAAAAGGAGCUCUGCAAAAAACAAUCUCAGUUUAGAGCAAAUGAUAGCAGCCAGUCCAGGAAAGACUCCAAUCCAAAUGCUUCAUGAGUAUGGUACAAAGAUUGGUAAACCCCCCAUCUAUUACAUGGAAAAAGCUGAGGGCAACGCUCAUCUAACCUGUUUCAUUUUUAAUGUAGAAAUUGGAGCUGUCACCAGUACAGGUCAAGGUCUGAGUAAAAAGGCUGCAAAACAUAAAGCUGCUGAAGCUGCUUUAAAUAUUCUAAAAGGAGAGCCAGGUAUGAGCCUUCCCUUCCCAAUGACCGAGGUGUCUGAUUCGCCUAAACAGUCACAAAAUCAGUCCAACCCUAUUGGCACACUACAGGAACUUGCGGUCCAAAAGGGUUGGAGACUCCCGGAGUACUCUGUGGCUUUGGAAUCUGGGCCCGCUCACAAGAGAGACUUUACAGUGACCUGCAGAGUAGAAACAUUUCUUGAAACAGGGUGUGGGAGCUCAAAAAAAAUAGCCAAAAGGUCUGCAGCUGAACAAAUGGUAGCAAAACUUCAAAAUCUGCCAGAUAGUUCAGAUACCCCCAGGAUAUCUGGUUUCAGGUGGGAGUCUAUGAAAAAUUCUGCAGCAGAGAAGAUCACAAUGCUAAAGAGAAACCCGCUGAGUAUUCCCAACACAGAUUAUGUGCAGAUGUUAUCAGAUUUGUCUCAAGAGCAAGGGUUUGAGGUCACUUUCCUGGAUAUAGAUGAGCUGACUGUGAAUGGGCAGUACCAGUGUCUGGCUGAGAUCUCCGCUUCCCCGGUCACUGUGUGUCAUGGCACCGGGAUCUCUUGUGGUAAUGCUCACAAUGAUGCAGCCCACAGUGCACUGCAGUACGUGAAGAUCAUGGCAACAUCAAAAUAAGCUUUUAGACCAAUGAACAAUAUGAAGAGAACAUAAUCAUGUUGAAAAGAAUUUAAGUUAAGCACACGUUUAUCAUGAAAUAAAUUAAUCAGGGAUAAUAUAACAUUACAAACACGUUGUUUACAAGUUACAAACAUUCAAAGAAACUCCCAUUGCAUAAACAUUAGAAAGUGAUAUGGCAUAUAAAUUACGUUUUUGAAACAGAUUUGGAAUUUAAGUGAGGUGAAAUUAUAUUUUUUUUGCCUUGAAUAAGAUGCAGCUACAUUGAGUUUAUUUAUUUAUUUUUUAUCAUAGUAACCCUUCAGAGUAAGUAGCAGGGUUCCGAUAUAGCGUUUUGCAUCCCGACGUAUUGCUGCUACAACUGUUUAAGUUACGUACCUGUAAUUUGUCUUUUAAUUGUUAGCAUCCUGACAACUUUUAACACUUUUUAAAAUCUGUUUUAAAGCUCUUUUCAAAUUGUCCGCUCUGGUGCACUGGGGUUUGAGAUCUGUCCUCUACAGGAAGAGCGAUAUAUAUAUGACAUAAUUGAUCUGGCUUUUCUGUCCCAUACCACAUCAUGGAUCAAUAUUGCUGUUACCUGUUUGACAAUGUGAGCAAUAAUUCUUACACUAUCCGUGCACUAAAGCGGGCAUUUUGAACAGAGCUUUGAAAGUCUUUUAAAGUUAUAAAUGUAACAAAGUUGUCAGGAUGUUAACAAUGAAAAGAAAAAUUACAGGUACAUUAUUUAAACAGUUGUAGCAACACAUGAAGACGUGUAACGCUAUAUUUUUUUAGAACCCUGUUACUUACUUUGUGUCCUAGUGUGUCAAUAGCUGGGUACCAUGGAUUUUCAGUGUUUUUAAACAUGUAUGAAUGAUUUUGCAUUGCUUUUAAGUUAACCUGACUUUGAGAUAUCUCUUGUAGAAAACUCAGCAUGGUCUGCCUAAACCCAGCUGGCAUUUUUUAUUACUUUAAAAUCAAAAUGUCUUGACAUUUGUAAGACACAACAUUCAGCAGAUAACUUGUACUUGGCAAAAAAGAUUUGUAAAACCUAUUAUUUAAAAAAAAUAUAUAUAUUUUUUUCUAUUUUUUUGUGUGGAUUAGUAGAAUUGGAAAAUGUUCUUCUUGCAAAAGUAUUUAAAUCUAAAAUAUGUACAGUAUAAUAUUAUACCCAGUCAUUAUUCCACAUUCAUAAGCUGCAUUGUAACAAUAAAAGUUGAUCCAAGGGUACACUGUAGAACUGGGUGACUACACUGCACUCAAAACAUGUAAGAACUGGCACAUCUUCAUACCGCGCAGUUUCACAUCCUGACUGUAUGAAGUCGGCAGUCUUCAUUAGGGAUUCUGAAAGCAGCGUUGCAUUGGCUCUGGUGCUUCCGUGGGUUAGGGAGGCAAAACUGUCAUGGACUGUUUCUCCUCAUUGUGCUAUAGCAAACCCUGCUGGCCAGGCACCCAGUGAGCUCAAAAGUGGACACCUGCAGGGCUGGCCUUUGUCCUCCAGAGGUUGGUAGCUCAUUGACAUCCGCUCUCAUUCAUGGGUUUAAAAGAGGAAGUUGGCUUGGUUGUGGGAUCGAAGGACGCCCACUGAACCUUCAGGUCUCCUGAGCUGUGUGGGGAAUUACUGCGGUGAGGGGAAAACAUUACUGGACAGUCUAAAUUGGGGAGAAAAUUGGGGGUAAAAUAAUUGGGCACACUAAAUUAAAAAAAUAAAAGUAGUAACUGGUACUUCAUAACAAAAGACAACUGUGGUGCGUAGGGUUAAAAACUAUCAAAAUAAAUGAAAGGAAACCCUGCAACUCACAUUCUGCUUAUUGCCUUCAUCAGGGUACAAAGCAGACAAAGGACUGGCAAACUUGAAUCCAUUGCCAUAACAAGCAAAUUAGCAAUCAGUUUGGUAAUUUUGACCUUAUUUAAAGCAAUGCUGCCAUAGGACAGUGGUGAGAACAUUCAGGAUGUAGAGUUAAUCAUAUCAUGUUGCCUAAUGCAAGAUCAUCCUAAGUCAGGUUUUUAGGACUUCUGUAUAAAAAAAUGGACAAGGAGUUACCCACCAUAACGUGAUAAAGUUUGACAGUUUUACAUUUGUGGUCUCUUGAGGCGAUUUUGAUUGGCCAAUGAUUUAAGCAAUAGGGGGCACACGCUGCUAUAAUCCAGUUUCUAGUAUAAGUAAUAGGAUAAAAGCCUUACUUCUACUGUAUGUUGCUGUGUCUGGCGUUGUCUGCUUGAUGUCUUCUCUUAACAGCACUCAGUGAUCACAAAGCACAACACCAAAUUAGGAAACACAGAAACAUGUUCAUAAAAUUAACCAAAACAAAUGUUUGGUCAAACCUGUAUUACAGCAUUCCUGUUUAAAGACAUCUUUCAUCUUUUUAGCUGGUGUGUUUUGGAAUAACAAUUUUACUUUUUAUUUUUAAUAAAUACGUGGACAUUACUGGUCCUUUUAAAUGUGAAUGCAAUAUUCAAUGAUGUUCAGCUGUGUGAGAACUACAGUAAGACUGCUGCAACAUUGUCAUAACACACAACAUGUGACAAUAGCUUUUUUUCACUGUGGCAUACUUUUUAUUUUAUUGUAUGCUGUGGAACGUUUUUAAAUAAAAAAAGGUUGCUUAAAAUCACGGCUAAA